AACCUUGACAUCACAACAGCAUAAUCAAAAACAAAUUUGUCAUGCUAUAAUUAAAUAUUUGCCAAAUUAAUAAAUAUAAAAGUAAAUUUAUUUAUAAAAUUUUUGCAAAAGUUUAUCUCAAUCAACGAAUUUAAUAAAAUUCUCAAAAUGUUUGGGUUCAGUAUGUUUCCUAGACCUUUCAACACACAGUAUAAAUGUUUCUCAGUUUCUAUGCUCCCAGGAAAUGAAAGGCAAGAUGUUGAAAAAGGGGGAAAAAUUAUCAUGCCUCCUUCAGCCUUGGAACAGCUGACUCGAUUGAAUAUAGUUUACCCAAUGUUAUUUAAACUAACAAAUAAGAAAACCAACAGAGUCACCCACUGUGGAGUUUUAGAAUUUGUAGCGGAUGAAGGAAAAGUAUACUUACCAUACUGGAUGAUGCAUAAUUUAUUGCUCGAAGAGAGUGAAAUAAUAAAUAUUGAAAGCGUAUCUUUACCAGUUGCAACAUACGCUCGUUUUCAAGCACAAUCUGAAGAUUUUCUUGAUAUUACUAAUCCCAAAGCAGUAUUAGAGAAUGGUUUAAGAAGCUUUGCAUGUUUAACGACAGGAGACAUUAUUGCUAUUCAAUAUAACCAAAGAAUAUACGAGAUGUGUGUACUGGAAACGAAACCUAGACCCGCUGUCUCCAUCAUUGAAUGUGAUAUGAAUGUUGAAUUUGCUCCGCCUGUUGGUUACAAAGAACCACAAAGAGAAGAAAAGAAACAAGAAGAAGAAAUAGAUCCCGUUGACAUGAUGCCAGCAACAGCGGGAUUCAUAGCAUUCACAGGACAAGGUAAUCGUUUAGAUGGUAAAAAACGAAAAGAUUCAGGCACUUCAGAAAAUCAGCCUGUUAAACCUGUUUAUGUUCGUGGUAUACCUGAUUACGAUUAUAAAAUAGGAACACUCCGAUUUAUGCGCAAUUUGAAACCGAUAAAUAAUAAAGAAGAGAAAAAUACUGAUGAGUUUAAAGCAUUCACAGGUGAAGGCUUUUCUCUUAGAAAAUCGAGAAAGUGAUCUUUCGAGUGUGCCGACUUGGAUUAAUAAUAAAUGUAUUAAAUAAGUCUUAUAGAUAAAUAAAUAAAUUCAUGUAUGUAUAUGUUUAUAAUAUACAGUAAAUUAAGUAAUGAUAAAUUAAGUUAUUUUUGGGACUUUUAAAUUAAAAUAAACUUUUUACAAAUCGUGAAAAUAUUUAUUAUAUA
This is a messenger RNA of Chelonus insularis, 1214 nucleotides long. It is a transcript of the gene Ufd1-like, whose product is annotated as ubiquitin fusion-degradation 1-like. The transcript is spliced from 5 exons. Gene Ontology annotation, cellular component: VCP-NPL4-UFD1 AAA ATPase complex. NCBI's taxonomy places the organism in Eukaryota, Metazoa, Arthropoda, Insecta, Hymenoptera, Braconidae. Gene Ontology annotation, molecular function: polyubiquitin modification-dependent protein binding. The coding region runs from base 148 to 1029 and encodes 293 amino acids. The record is from RefSeq and is a predicted model, not a curated record.